Messenger RNA from Vicia villosa (hairy vetch), 1816 nucleotides. RefSeq names its product probable terpene synthase 2. The record is from RefSeq and is a predicted model, not a curated record. Bases 50 to 1705 code for a protein of 551 amino acids. Lineage: Eukaryota; Viridiplantae; Streptophyta; Magnoliopsida; Fabales; Fabaceae. Gene Ontology annotation, biological process: diterpenoid biosynthetic process. The transcript is spliced from 7 exons. Gene Ontology annotation, molecular function: terpene synthase activity; magnesium ion binding.
UUUACAAUCAAAGCAAAAAGGACUGAGUGAAAAUCAUUAAUAUUUAAUUAUGUCUUUACUUGAUGUGAAAUCCGACCUUCAUAGAAAUGUUGCUGAUUUUCCCCCUAAUGUGUGGGGAGAUUAUUUCCUUCAAUAUGCUUCAGACUCCAUGGAACUUGAUCAAAAUAUGGCAGGACAAAUUGAGACACUAAAAAGCAAUGUGAGAAACCUGCUUGUAUCACAGACUGAGAAGCCAUUGGCAAAGGUCCACUUGAUUGAUUCAAUAUGUCGCCUAGGGGUUAGCCACCAUUUUGAAUCUGAGAUUGAAGAUAUUUUGCAAAAUAUUUAUAACAAUCAUGUUGAAGAUGGAGAAAUAACUGUUGAAGACGGACUUUGUUCUCUUUCUGUGCUAUUUAGGUUAUUGAGGCAACAAGGAUUUCAUGUUUCACCAAAUGUUUUUUGUCAAUUCAUGGAUGAGAAUGGAGAAUUCAGUGAAAGACUUAUCAAGGAUGUUGAGGGAAUGCUAAGCUUGUAUGAAGCCACGCAUAUGAUGAUUCAUGGAGAUGACAUUUUGGAAAAAGCUUUGGCUUUCACUAAGAUUCAUCUUGAGUCCAUUGCCAACCAAUCAAGCCAUUCUCUUGCAAUGCAAAUCAAACAUAGCUUAAGGCAGGCACUUCAUAAGAAUUCUCCUAGGCUUGAAGCGCACAGAUUCAUUUUCAUAUACGAGCAAGAUCCUUCUCGUAAUGAAAUUUUACUCACUUUGGCAAAAUUAGAUUUUAACAUGCUCCAAAAGCUACAUCAAAAGGAGUUUGGUAAUAUGUUCAAAUGGUGGAAUGAGUUGGAUGUGCAUAAUCAACUUCCGUAUUCACGAGAUAGGAUGGCAGAAUGUUGCUUUUGGGCAUUGGGAACAUAUUUUGAGCCUCAAUAUUCUGUGGCAAGAAUAAUUAUGGCUAAACUAUAUAUCAUAUUAACUUUGCUUGAUGAUACAUAUGAUGCAUAUGGAAUAAUUGAGGAACUAGAACUUUUUACUAAGGCAAUUGAAAGAUGGGAUAUUUCUUGUAUGAAUAAUCUUCCGGACUACAUGAAAUUUCUCUAUACAAUUAUAUAUGAUCAUUACAAAGAAAUAGAGGAAGAAAUGAUAAAGGAAGGAAGAGUUUAUGCAUUGAACUACUACAAAUAUGAAUUUAUAAGAUACGUUCAAGCGUAUAUGGUUGAAGCUAGAUGGUUAAAUAAUAAUUACGAACCAACAUUAGAAGAAUACAUUCGUGUAUCAAGAAUAUCAUCUGGUUAUUGCCUGGUCAUCACAACAUGUUACAUUGGUAUGGGAAAUAUAAUUACAGAGGAUAUCUUCAAGUGGGUAUCCAAUUUGCCAAAAGUAAUUGAUGCUGCUAUUGUCCUCUGUAGACUAAUGGACGAUAUUGUGUCAAACGAGUUUGAACAGAAAAGAGACCAUGUUUCUUCAUUCUUGGAAUGCUAUAUGAGGAAAUAUAAUAUCUCUAGGGAAGGUGCAAUUCAAGAAGGUCGAAAAAGAAUUGUUGAUGCUUGGAAAGAUAUCAAUCAGGCAUGUCUUAGACCAACUGAUGUUCCGAGGCCUUUUCUGACAUGCAUUUUAAACGUUUCACGUUUUAUGGAUGUGGUUUAUAAAGAUAAAGACAACUUUACACAUUCUGAAGGAGAAAUGAAGACAUUCAUCAAAACUUUGCUUCUUGAUCCGAUGCAGAUUUAAGCAUAAACUGUAAUUUUUCGAUGCGUUGUAUUUCUACUUUUAAUAAAAAACAAUGUGGCUUCAUUGUAUUUCUCCUUUUAAUAAAAAUAAUGUAUGGUGUGAAAUUUGUUU